Trichosurus vulpecula (common brushtail) is the source of this 2899-nucleotide messenger RNA. Its product is annotated as disks large homolog 2. Gene Ontology annotation, molecular function: protein binding. NCBI's taxonomy places the organism in Eukaryota, Metazoa, Chordata, Mammalia, Diprotodontia, Phalangeridae. The record is from RefSeq and is a predicted model, not a curated record. Gene Ontology annotation, cellular component: postsynaptic density membrane; neuron projection; neuromuscular junction. The coding region runs from base 125 to 1588 and encodes 487 amino acids. The transcript has 14 exons. Gene Ontology annotation, biological process: chemical synaptic transmission.
GCCUCCUGAACCAGUUUACAGCACUGUGAACAAACUAUGUGAGAAACCUUCUUCUCCUCGGCACUAUUCCCCAGUCGAGUGUGACAAAAGCUUCCUCCUCACGUCUCCCUACCCCCACUACCACAUGGGCCUCCUCCCGGAUACAGAGAUCACCAGUCAUUCUCAGCACAGCACCACGACUCGUCAGCCCUCAAUGACUCUGCAGCGAGCCAUCUCCCUGGAGGGUGAGCCUCGGAAAGUUGUCCUGCACAAAGGCUCCACAGGGCUGGGCUUUAACAUUGUGGGCGGAGAAGAUGGAGAAGGUAUCUUCGUAUCCUUUAUUUUAGCUGGAGGACCAGCAGACCUGAGUGGGGAGCUCCAGAGAGGAGACCAGAUUCUCUCCGUGAAUGGCAUUGACCUUCGCGGUGCCUCCCACGAACAGGCUGCAGCAGCCCUAAAGGGGGCAGGGCAGACGGUGACGAUCAUAGCACAAUACCAGCCUGAAGAUUACGCUAGAUUCGAGGCAAAAAUCCAUGACCUACGUGAGCAGAUGAUGAACCACAGCAUGAGUUCUGGGUCCGGCUCCCUGAGAACCAAUCAGAAACGCUCACUCUAUGUCAGAGCCAUGUUUGACUAUGACAAGAGCAAAGAUAGUGGACUCCCGAGUCAAGGACUGAGCUUUAAAUACGGUGACAUUCUCCAUGUUAUCAAUGCUUCUGAUGAUGAGUGGUGGCAAGCCCGGAGAGUAACUCUGGAGGGAGACAGUGAGGAGAUGGGUGUCAUCCCCAGCAAAAGGAGAGUGGAAAGAAAGGAACGGGCUCGAUUGAAGACAGUGAAGUUUAAUGCAAAGCCUGGUGUGAUCGAUGCCAAAGGGUCAUUCAAUGACAAGCGUAAAAAGAGCUUCAUCUUUUCACGAAAAUUCCCAUUCUACAAGAGCAAGGAGCAGAGUGAGCAGGAAACCAGUGAUCCAGAACGAGGACAAGAGGACCUCAUUCUUUCCUAUGAGCCUGUCACAAGGCAGGAAAUUAAUUAUACCAGGCCAGUUAUUAUUCUGGGUCCUAUGAAGGACCGGAUCAAUGAUGACUUGAUAUCAGAAUUCCCUGACAAAUUUGGCUCCUGUGUACCUCAUACCACAAGGCCAAAGCGUGACUAUGAGGUGGAUGGUAGAGACUAUCAUUUUGUCAUUUCAAGAGAGCAAAUGGAAAAAGAUAUCCAAGAGCAUAAGUUUAUAGAAGCCGGGCAGUACAAUGAUAAUUUAUAUGGAACCAGCGUUCAAUCUGUGCGAUUUGUUGCGGAGAGGGGCAAACACUGCAUACUCGAUGUAUCGGGAAAUGCUAUCAAGCGGUUACAAGUCGCACAGCUCUAUCCCAUCGCCAUCUUCAUUAAGCCGAAGUCAUUGGAGCCAUUGAUGGAGAUGAAUAAGCGUCUCACAGAGGAACAAGCCAAGAAAACCUAUGACCGGGCUAUCAAAUUAGAGCAAGAAUUUGGAGAGUAUUUUACAGCAAUUGUUCAAGGCGAAACCUUAGAAGAUAUAUAUAACCAAUGCAAACUCGUUAUCGAAGAACAAUCCGGCCCUUUCAUCUGGAUCCCUUCCAAGGAGAAGUUAUAAAUUAGCUGCUACACCUCUGAUGAUGACAGAAGAGUAUUUAGAAGAAAAAAAAUAUAUAAUAUACUACGUGGAGGCUUUUAUGUUUUUGUUGCAUUUAUGUUCUUGCAGUCAAUGUGAAUUUUUAUGAAUGUACAACACAACGUGUGUGAAGCCAUGAAGGAAACUGAGGGGCCAAAAGGUAGAAACGCAAGGACUUUUGCCGUAUGUGGGAAAGACGUCGUGUGCUCAAAGUGCCAGGUGUAGGUAUGGAUUUCUGAUGGGGCUCUCUGUCCAGAGGUUCGAGCCGCCUCCUCGACUCGAUGGGCACCCCAACCUGUUGUAAUGGCUGAGUUCUGUGUGUUGAUUGCUUUAAAGAAAAGUUCCCAGCUCUUGAACCUCACCAAGCUUGUCAUUGCACAUCUGUAAUUGGUACACAUGGAAUUUUGUAACUAUGCACAUCCUUUGAUUUCUUAGCAGAAAGAGACAAUUUAAAAAAAAAUCAGAAAGAAAGGAAAUGGUUCCCUUCAGAGACACCAUUGCAUCGGGAAGUGGUGACUAUAUAGUUGUUUUGACUGGUACCUGCAAAGGAAAGCAUUCCAUGAAGUUGGCGAGUGUCUGGAGCAUUUACCUUAUUGAUGAUGGGGGAGGGGGGGUCCAUCUGGGAAUAGCUUUAUGAUUUUCGAUUGUCUAUUUUACCAUUUAUAUACUGAAAGAAGGCACUUAAAAAGAUGGAAUAAUUUAUAAAAUAAAAUUAUAUUAAAUGUAUAGAAACUAAUUUAUAUAGGUGAAAAAUGUUUUUGUGAGAUAUUUUGUAAAGACUUAACUAAUGGAAAGGAAAAGUAUAUUACACCCUCAGCAGACUGUCAGAUUUAGAGAACUUAAAAGUUGCACUAUCCUUUUGGUUGUUGAUGAUUUUUCAGCAAAAACUUAAUUUCUUUAAAAGUCGGGCCCCUCCUUCCUAUGUUUCCUCCCCUGACAGAGCAAUGUGAUGUUAUGGAAGAAGCCCUGGAUUUGGAAUCAAGACCUGAAUUCCAAUCCCAGCUCCUUUGCUUUAUUACCUGUGUAACACUGGGCAAGGCACUUCCCAUCCCUGGUUCUGUUUCCUCAUCUGUAAAAAGAGGAGUUGGCCUAAUUUCUAAGGUCUUUUUUCCAGUGCCAAAUCCUAUGAUUUCCCAUUGGCUCAUGAGAAUAAAUUCCUGUGGAACACCACUGCUUAAUGAAUUGUCCUCUAGGCUCUUUUUGAGACUUGGCUGAGAUAAUGCAUCUUUAAGCUGAUGGUUCUUCAGAGGGCAAAUUAACAUCAGUGACUUAAAGAAUAGUGCAGGAGUUUCU